AUGAAGUUGCUCGUGCUAGUAUUUACGGUGGGUUAUAUAGCACACCUGAGCCUCGCCAACACCGACAUCAUUUCGCCAAAGUUCGGUGUGAUACCUCCAACGAUACCACCCCUUUCGCCACCAAGCGAUGUCAGUGAUAUUGAUAAGUGUGGAUGCCACGAGAUCAUUGCUAAACUGAAAAAGGUGAAAUCGCACAUAUUAACGCUCAUACUGAACCUGCGCAACAGGUAUGGAUCCGUGAAUAGCAACAUGAUUGACAUGAAGAAACACGUCAAGAGUGUGUCUUGGUACGUUGACCAAACAUCAGUGACUGGAGAGAACAUCGACGCACAGCUGUUUAACUCUUCUAUCGUGAUUGCAAACAUUAUGCAGUCGAUAAGAUAUCUUACCAUCGACCAGCAGAGACUGCUGACAAAGACCUUCCUCACUGAAUCCAUUCUUGAUCUGGAAAUACGCAAUGAGGAGAGCAAACCUCAACAGCCAGAAGACGACAUCGUCUACACGUCUUGUGACGAUGAGCGGAUUAUCCAGACUGGCACGUACUUGGUGCAGGAUGCAUUCGCCGAGCCCACCAAAGUGAUUUGCGUACUCGAUUAUGGACCGGGUGCAUACACUGUGAUCCAGAACCGUCUGGACGGCUCGACCGAUUUCUACCGAGGCUACAGCGACUACAGAUCUGGCUUCGGAAAUUUCGACGGUGGUGAUUACUGGCUGGGUCUGGACCGCAUCCACAAUAUGACCGCUUCCGGUGACUAUGAGUUAUGUAUCCACUUGGAGGACUUCGAGAAGAACGUAGCCACUGCUCGUUAUGAUAACUUCGAAAUUGGCUCUGGAAACGAUUUCUAUCCAAUCACCAAGUUGGAUGGGUACAGUGGUACUGCUGGUGACUCGUAUGGUUCCGUGGUCGGCGUACUGUUCAGUACGUACGAUCUGGAUCUGGACAAAAGUAAGAGCAAUUGUGCCGUCUCGAACCGAGGUGCUUGGUGGUACACUGACUGUGGCCAGAGCAACUUGAACGGUCUCUACCUGAAGGGCCUGUCUGGCAGCACCGCCGGCAUGUUUUGGGAGACUUUCCGUGGACCUAACUACAGUUUGAAGACAAGUCGAAUGAUGGUCAAGCGCAAGCAAAUGCCAACCACCACAGAAACUACAACCACUACCACAACCGUGGUUACCGAAACUACAGUCACGACAACAGAAUUGGGCACUGAAACUACACCAACUACUACUAGCAUGGGCACUGAAACUACACUCUCUACUACAGAAAUGGGCACAGAGUCAACAGUAUCAACAACAGCCAUGAGCACUGAAACUACCAAUGAGGUCACACAGCCUUCCGAAACCACCGUAACUUCAACAACUAUCUUUACAUCAACUUCAGCCUCAAAUGCUUCAUCUACAACAACUGCUGAAACGACUUCGACGACGAAUGCCGAAAGCACUUCUUCAUCAACCAUGAGUUCACAAACUAUGUCUACCGAAACUAGCACAAUGACAACCAUAGAUCCUGUAACUCCUGCAAUCGUCUACACAUCUUGCGACGAUGAGCGCAUUAUCCAGACUGGCACGUACUUGGUGCAGGAUGCAUUUGCCGAGCCCACCAAAGUGAUUUGCGUACUCGAUUUCCAGCCAGGCGCAUACACUGUGAUCCAAAACCGUCUGGACGGCUCUAUCGAUUUCUACCGGAACUACAGCGAGUAUAUAACUGGCUUCGGAAAUUUCGACGGUGGUGAAUAUUGGUUGGGUCUGGAUCGUAUCCACAGUAUGACCGCUUCCGGUGACUACGAGUUAUUUAUCCAGUUGGAGGACUUUGAAAGUAAUGCCACCACCGCUCUUUACGAUAGCUUCGAAGUUGGCUCUGGAAACGAGUUCUAUCCAAUCACCAAGUUGGGUGGAUAUAGUGGCACUGCUGGUGAUUCGUACGGAGUUGUGGUCGGUGUACUAUUCAGUGCGUCUGAUCUGGAUUUGGACAACGCUGAGGUCAACUGUGCCGUCUCGAACCGAGGUGCUUGGUGGUACACUGACUGUGGCCAGAGCAACUUGAACGGUCUCUACCUGAAUGGCACGUCUGGUACUACUUAUGGCAUGUUCUGGGAGACUUUCCGUGGACCUAACUACAGUUUGAAGACGAGUCGAAUGAUGGUCAAGCGCAAGUAAAUGCCAAGUACUACCGACACCACGACCAUUACAGCGCAUGAAACCACAACUGCAACUGCAGAGACCACUACAAUACUAGCUACUGAAAUAACACCCAUCAAUGAAAUGACCACCUCACCCACCGACACAUCCACACCGUUGUAA
Messenger RNA from Anopheles maculipalpis, 2301 nucleotides. RefSeq names its product angiopoietin-1-like. NCBI's taxonomy places the organism in Eukaryota, Metazoa, Arthropoda, Insecta, Diptera, Culicidae. The transcript is spliced from 5 exons. The record is from RefSeq and is a predicted model, not a curated record.